Messenger RNA from Acipenser ruthenus (sterlet), 4862 nucleotides. Its product is annotated as voltage-dependent calcium channel gamma-7 subunit-like. Gene Ontology annotation, molecular function: voltage-gated calcium channel activity; channel regulator activity. The transcript is spliced from 6 exons. Gene Ontology annotation, biological process: regulation of AMPA receptor activity; transmission of nerve impulse; positive regulation of synaptic transmission, glutamatergic. The coding region runs from base 516 to 1529 and encodes 337 amino acids. Gene Ontology annotation, cellular component: AMPA glutamate receptor complex; postsynaptic density membrane. NCBI's taxonomy places the organism in Eukaryota, Metazoa, Chordata, Actinopteri, Acipenseriformes, Acipenseridae. The record is from RefSeq and is a predicted model, not a curated record.
UCUCACUCAUCCUUUUUUUCAGAAACGACGUUAGCUCACAUUCGCUCACGUUUUUCUUUUUAAAAAGGGAAUUGUAAACUCGCACCGCCUCUCUCUCUCUCUCUCUCUCUCUCUCUCUCUCUCUCUCUCUCUCUCUCUAUCUCUCUGUGCCACACACAGACUUGCUCGCACUCUACCGAACACAACGCUAUUAUAGUAAUAUUAUUUAUUUAUUUAUUUAGCUAGGGAUAUUCCCCCCCCUCUCUUUCUCUCUCACCCAUCGCCCCCCCCCCCUCUCUCUCUCUCUCUCUCUCUCUCUCCCUCUCUCUCUCUCUCUGUUUCACUAUGCCCUUGUCCACCGUACUUCUUCUCCGGCCGUUCAGAAUGGAAUUCGCCGCAUUGCUGUGAAACAAGCGCCUAAGUAAUAAAAACAAAUCAAGGGGGUGGGGACGGACGGACGGACAGACAGACAGACGGACAUCCGAACAGAGUGACAGAACCGCGAGCGGGAGGGGGGGACGUAUCAAUUAUACAAGAUGAGCUCCUUCAGCAGUCGUGCGCUCAUGCUCCUCUCCUCAGUGUCCGGUGCCUGUGGGUUGCUCCUGGUUGGGAUUGCCGUCUCCACGGAUUACUGGCUGCUCAUGGAGGAGGGAAUCAUCUUGCAGCAGAACCAGACCACUGAGAUCAAGAUGGCGCUCCAUGCUGGGCUCUGGAGAGUCUGCUUUGUAGCGGGUGCUGAGAAGGGCCGCUGUGUGGCAUCGGAAUAUUUCUCUGAACCAGAGAUUGAAAUCACUACAGAGAACACAGCUAAUAUACUGAAGAUGGUCCGCACAGCCACUCCGUUCCCGAUGAUCAGUCUCUUGUUUGUCUUCACUGCCUUCGUGAUCAGCAACAUCGGGCACAUCCGCCCCCAGCGAACCAUCCUGGCCUUCGUCUCGGGAAUCUUCUUCAUACUCUCAGGCCUCUCUCUGGUAGUUGGUCUGGUUCUCUAUAUCUCCAGUAUCAAUGAUGAAGUGAUGAACCGCCCCAGUCAGCCGGAGCAGUUCUUUCACUAUCGCUACGGCUGGUCCUUCGCCUUCGCAGCCUCGUCCUUCAUGCUGAAAGAGGGGGCAGGGGUGAUGUCAGUCUACCUCUUCAUGAAGCGCUAUGCGGAGGAGGAGAUGUACAGACCUCACCCCGCUCUGUACCGGCCGCGCCUGUCCGAGUGCAGCGAUUACUCCGGUCAGUUCCUUCACCCCGAGGGGUGGCAGCGUGGCCGGAGCGCCUCGGACCUGUCGAGCGAUGUCUCCAUCCAGCUGAACCAGGCCCAGCCGCCACCGCCCCCCUCCUCCAGCUCCCAACCGGGCGGGGCCACCGGGGGCUACCUGCCCCCCGCCUCCUCCUACUCCCAUCCCCACUCCCACCCCCACCACAUCCCCCAGACCCAGCCGCCCCACUCCAUGGCCUCCAUGGCAAUGCAGACUCCCCCUUCCUCCGCCUCCCUGCACUCCACCCUCCCCCAACCCCCCAAAUACCACCCUCACAUCCGCAUGAGCGCCUCGCCCUGCUAGGCUUCCCGCCUGAAAUCCGCACUGUCAUCUGCAUCCUGUGUUGUUUGGAACUCAAGAAACGCAUGAAUGAUUUGGAAACGGUAAACCCACUUGAUUAUAACAAACUCAUAACAAACUAGAUUUUCUCAGUGUCUUCAGUGUAAAUUUAAUGAUAACACUGCGAAAGACUUCUAGUCAUUUGCCAUUGAAUUCAUUAUGUUUCUUUCAGUGUUUCUAAACUCAGCACUAUCGAGUGUUCAGUAGUUCUCUUAAUAUUUCCUCUGCUGCGAUUCAGACAACACAGGAUGCAGUUAAAGCAGUGCGUUCCUGCUCUACAACACAGCGCAUUACUGAACAAUUUAAACUAGACUUCAAACUAUAGAGUAACAACAGAGCCGAUCCCAUUUUCAGUGGCGUCUUCAAAUAAUAUAAUUGACCCGUCUCACAAUGCUAAACAGCACACUGAAGACUGAAGCUGUUCAAAGAUGGCGCUCACAUUAAAAACCAUGCAAAGUAGGAACCUUAAAAUGAUCAGGAUUGCACAAGCAGGGCUGCAGAGGAUUCGAUACACACGGGGAAAGCAAGACAAUAGACAAGCUCUGCAGAUAUCCCUCCUAAGGUAGAGAAGGAGAAGCAACUUCCAGAGGAAAUAUUACACUUCUGGCAGAAUUCUCAUCUUCCAGAUUUUAUGGGGUUAGCAUACCAAUAAAAAUCAAAUGCACCUUUUAAAAUAAUGUGAAUGUUUUCCAUAUAGGGAAGUGUGAGUUCUACAAAGAUAAUAUAUAGGUAUGAUUUACUGGGGUUAUUUUGUUCAAAGUUUACAAAAAAAAAAACGUUAGCGAAUAUUCUGACAUUUUUAAUAUUACUUUGUUUUUUUAUUACUACAUGCAGUGUUACACUAUACUUAUAUUUACCCAAUACAAAGCCUUUUCACUACAUGCAGUUACACUAUACUUGUAUUUACUAAAUACAAAGCCUGGUCACUUUAUAGGUCCCUGCUAUAGGGUCACUGUUUGAUCUCAGUCUUGACGUGACCUCGACUCCACAAGGUGUUGGAAGGUGUCUCUGUGGAUCCGCUCCCUCAUUAAUCCUGAGCGCACAGAGGCAGGCAGGGGGUCGUGAUGACGAGUCGUUCAGACGGUCGGGUCGAGAUCAUUGUGGUGGCCGUGGAAGAUGCCUGAAGUCUCUCUGUCGUGCUCCUCAAACCGAUCACAAUCCUGGCACGGUGCACAGGGGUGUCGGGGUUCUGUGUUGUUGGGGGUCCGCAGCGAUGCUUAGUGUUUGUUCAGCCCUCCAGAGUAAUCGAGGUAUAGCAAAAGAACAUGAACCACCCCAGGACAACACCAAACCCGAUCCGGCAGGCAGGGAGGCAGGCAGACAGGCAGGGAGGCAGACAGACAGGCAGGCAGGCAGGUCACAGAGGCCAGGCCCGUUUUAGCAGAACAAACAAAAAUAUAUUUGAAAAAAAAGUUAUCAAAAGUCUUAUAAAAGGCAGUCUAAUACAGAGGCUAUAUUAAGAAAACAAUAUAUUAAGACAUUUACAUAUACCAGAGUUUAUAUAUCAUACAGCAACACACAUGAUUCAGAGAGUCUGUCUUGAGUUUCAAUCUCCAUAGUUUUAUAUAUUAUACAGCAACACCAAACAUGAUUCAGACAGUCCCAUAUGUUUCAAUCUCCACAGUUUUAAAUAUUAUACAGCACCAAACAUAUAUUUUAUAUAUAUUUAUUUAUUUGUAAAUCACAAUCCAGAUUGGUUUGACAUUUUCAUGUAGAGCUGGACAGAAAAUUGGAACACCUUACACUCUAUUGACAGUGUUAUGGCAGGUGAAUCAGUCCCAUGGUGUACACUCUAUUGACAGUGUUAUGGCAGGUGAAUCAGUCCCAUGGUGUACACCCGAUUGACAGUGUUAUGGCAGGUGUUCAGUUGAUUUUGUAGUCCUAUUUGAGUUGCUAGAAUGCUUCGCUAGCGGUUUCAGUUAGAUUAGUAUGAAGUAGAGUAGAUGUAGAAAAAGAUCAUUUAAUACUAUGAACAAAAAUAAAAAGUUACAAAAAAAUAAACAAAAAUAAAAAAAUAAAAAAACACUAAUUUAAUAUUGUAAAUAAUAUUAAUAAAUACUGUUAAUAAAGAUAAGAAUAAUUUAAAUAAUAAAGUAAUUAUUGAUAGCUGUAUAUUAAGAUAUCAAGAUAUAUAUUAAAGAGGCACACUGACUGGCAAGUUAUACAGAAACACUGAUAUGCAAACACACACAGACAGAUACACAUUGAAAUACAGACACACACACACAGACAGAUACACACUGAAAUACAGACACACACACACACACACAGAUACACACUGAAAUACAGACACACACACACACACACAGAUACACACUGAAAUACAGACACACACACGCAGACAGAUACACACUGAAAUACAGACACACACACACAGAUACACACUGAAAUACAGACACACACACACACACACAGAUACACAUUGAAAUACAGACACACACACACACAGAUACACACUGAAAUACAGACACACACACACACAGAUACACACUGAAAUACAGACACACACACACACACAGAUACACACUGAAAUACAGACACACACACAGAUACACACUGAAAUACAGACACACACACACACACAGAUACACAUUGAAAUACAGACACACACAGAUACACACUGAAAUACAGACACACACACACAGACAGAUACACACUGAAAUACAUAGACACACACACACACAGACAGAUACACACUGAAAUACAGACACACACAGAUACACACUGAAAUACACAGACACACACACAGACAUAUAGACGCACACACACAUUAUUAUUUCUUUACAAAAGUGAAAGCUUUUAAAAACUUUUACAACAAAAUCUUGAAUUGUAAAUGUAAAUGCUAUAUUAACUAUUUGAAUUAAAAGCUACAAGGAAUCCAUUCAUUUUUUGGGGGGGAGGGGGGAGAGAAGAGUUUUUGCAUAAAAGUUGUAGCUAAAGAAUGUAUGAAUGUUUUACCCUACAAAUCCUCUUCAGGUACGAGCUGACAGAAAGAAAGUAAUAAAUCUGAUUGCACCUUUUAUAAAUGUCUGUUUUAGUUUUGCUUCCUGAGCUCUAACAGAGCUGGAAGAUGUCAUUUCUAACCUCCUGUACUACUGCUGCAAGUAGACAGGAUCACAAGAACACAGGUACCUGGAAUAACAAAUUGUAUUACAGUACUAAACUGAACAGGAUCGGGGGUCUAUAGCUUUCAGAAUAAGGAAUUGCAUUACAGUACCAAACUGAACAGGAUCAUGGGUCUAUAGCUUUCAGAAUAAGGAAUUGCAUUACAGUACCAAACUGAACAGGAUCGGGGGU